This is a messenger RNA of Auanema sp. JU1783, 1053 nucleotides long. The record is from the annotation of a GenBank genome assembly. NCBI's taxonomy places the organism in Eukaryota, Metazoa, Nematoda, Chromadorea, Rhabditida, Rhabditidae.
AUGAAAAUCCUGGUAGUUGUCUACAUCUUACAUCUUUUUCUACACAUUUCUGCAUUUUCAUGGUUAACAGUUGGUUUGGCAGGUAGCCAAGUUGAUCUUAAACGCAUUAGUACCACAUGCAAGAACCUCAGAGGAUUGAACAGAAAACAAAUAAAAUUCUGUCGUCAAAACCCUCGCUUGAUGCGUAGCAUCCAAACAGGAGCCAAAGACGCCUACACUGAAUGUCAAUUUCAAUUUUAUAAAAGAAGAUGGAAUUGUUCAUUGAUUAAUCCUUCUUCUCGGGAACUGAUCAAUGGAGUUUUAUUGAGUGAAGGAACUCGUGAAUCAGCAUUUGUGCAUGCUUUAUCAUCAGCUGCUGUUGCUUACAAAGUUACCCGAGAUUGUGCUCGUGGAUUGAACGGAGAUCAAUGUGGAUGUGAUAUAUCUAAACGGCAGGGUUUUGACCUCAUGGGAUGUUCGGAUCACAUUCAGUACGGAAUUGCCAUAUCCCGUGAAUUCGUUGAUGCCGCUGAGAAAUCUAAAAACAGAAGUAAUGAUCCUGACACCAAUUUAGUUAAUUUACAUAAUAAUAGAGCUGGACGUCAGGUUUUAGAGAAAAGUUUACGACGAGAGUGUAAAUGCCACGGGAUGAGUGGGUCCUGUGAAGUGAAAACAUGCUGGGAGAGCAUGCCCUCUUUCAGAGAAAUAGGUUCGAUCAUCAAAGAUAAGUUUGAUGGAGCCUCAGAGGUAAAUGUCGUUGAAGAAGACGAAAAACAAAAAAUUAUCAUGAAGCAUACACAUUUCAAACGACACACGAAUGCCGAUUUGGUUUACCUCAAACCUUCUCCUGAUUUUUGCGAUGCUGAUUCAACUCGAGGCAUAUUGGGUACCAGAGGACGCGAAUGUAAUAUCGCAUCGCAAGGAGUAGAUGGAUGUCAGAUUAUGUGCUGUAAUCGAGGGUAUGAAAGAAAAGUGAGCUAUGUAAAGGAUAAAUGUAAUUGCAAGUUUCACUAUUGCUGCCGUGUUGAAUGUGAUGAAUGCGAACGCGUUGAAGAAAAGUUCUAUUGUUUGUAA